Seriola dumerili (greater amberjack) is the source of this 939-nucleotide messenger RNA. RefSeq names its product translocase of inner mitochondrial membrane 29 (gene timm29). The record is from RefSeq and is a predicted model, not a curated record. Lineage: Eukaryota; Metazoa; Chordata; Actinopteri; Carangiformes; Carangidae. The transcript is spliced from 2 exons. Gene Ontology annotation, cellular component: TIM22 mitochondrial import inner membrane insertion complex. The coding region runs from base 87 to 863 and encodes 258 amino acids. Gene Ontology annotation, biological process: protein insertion into mitochondrial inner membrane.
UUGGCUCCAUGUGAGCUGUCUUUUUGACCAUCAGAAUGAUUCUUCUGCAUGAAGGUGACCGUUCUAGUCAUUAAAAAUCAGUCGAAAUGGCUUCGUUGCGUGUCGCAACGAGGAUGUUCUGUGCUACGGCCGAAGCAGCAGCAGCUCCGGUCUCAAAAACCCGCUGGGAAAGACUGAAAAACAGCAAAGCAGGUGUGUGGUGCCGCAGCCUGGUCUCUGAUUAUAAAGAGGCAUGUAGGGAGAUGGUGGUUGGUGCCUGGGAGCGGCCGGUCAAAGCCUCAGUAUACAUGACCUUGCUGGGCGGGGCCUGGGCCUGUUUCUACACUAAACCAGACCGAUCGUCCUUUGAGGGAGCCCUGCUGGAGCGCUCCAACCAGCUGGCCCUGCUGUCACCGUGGAUCCGCAGUGCGAACUCUGACGGGCACGUGCAGAGUCUGGUGAAGCUUCGUAACGAGGGCCGACUCCGCCACGCCAGCCUGGGUCUUCUCUCUCUGGUUUACCACUCCAGCUACGAUCCUGACGCCACACUGUACGAAGCCCAGUGCUCCAAUCUGUCAGAGCCCUGGUGGGAGUUCCCCCGGCGGGUGCUGGAUGUGGGCUUCGUUGGCCGCUGGUGGAUCCUGGACUCAAAGAUGCAGGACUAUGACGUGAACGCGGACGAGUUCAAGCACUUGCCGGCUCACAUGCAGGUGACGUCGCCACCCACCAUUCAGGAGGUGGAAAGGAAUGAGAGGCUGCACAAAGAGUCCUGGUUACCACUAAUGGUGGAGGAGGAGGAGGAGGAGGAGAAGGAAACGAAAGUAGUGGACAGAAUGGAGGAGAGGAUCAGUGAAGAGAGCCAAAUGAAACCACUGAAAGAUUAACGGACUCAAGCUGAAGCGCUGUGUGGAGCAGGCAGGCAGGCAGGCAGGAACACACACACACACACACACACACACA